Messenger RNA from Oryza sativa Japonica Group (Japanese rice), 1190 nucleotides. RefSeq lists its product as uncharacterized. The record is from RefSeq and is a predicted model, not a curated record. Lineage: Eukaryota; Viridiplantae; Streptophyta; Magnoliopsida; Poales; Poaceae.
CUGAACAGCAUCAGUGCACGCUGCCUGACCUCGACGCCGGCGCCGACGAGGACGCGCGCGCACAAGCUAGCAGCGUGCCGGCGACGAGGCCGUCAGCCAUGGGCACGUUCCUUGGCCACUUCGUCCCAGGCCUCGCCUUCGCCAUCCUCGGCUUGUGGCACGCGCUGAACACCGUCAGGGCGUACAAGCUCAAGGGCGCCUCCGGCUUCCGCGCCGCCGCGUGGUUCCCCUUCCCGUCGCCGGUGCCCGGCCUGAAGCACCUGGAGCUCUACCUCCUCCUCUCCUUCUCCGUGCUCGCCAUCGUCGACCAGCUCGUCGACUUCCCACUGCUCUCGUUCACUAUCCAGCCGGACGCCCUCGAGCACGCCACCAUGUACCUCCACCUCGCCGUGUACGCGUCCGUGGCGCUCGCCGCCGACGGUGUCGCUGCGUCGUCCUCCCACCACGGCGGCGCGCAGGCGCAGCUCGGGGAAGUGGUGGCCGCGCUCGCCGCGUCGGUGUUCGGCCAGGAGCUGUUCCUGCUCAGGUUCCACUCCGCCGACCACGCGGGGCUCGAGGGGCACUACCACUGGCUGCUCCAGCUCGUGGUCACCGCUUCGCUGGUCUCCACCUCCGCCACCGUCGUCCUCCCGAGGAGCUUCGCCGUCGCGGUGGUCCGGUCGGCGUCGGUGCUGUUCCAGGGCCUGUGGUUCAUCGUCAUGGGCUUCGCGCUGUGGGUCCCUGCCCUCGUGCCGAGGGGUUGCCACGGCGCGGAGGCCGGCGGCGGCGCCAUGCGGAGCGCGGUGGCGUGCCCGACGGACGAGGCGGCGCGGAGGGCGGUGGUGAUGGCGAACCUGCAGUUCAGCUGGGUGCUCGCCGGCGUGUGGGCCGUGACGGCGUACCUGUGCCUCAGGGUGGGUGGAUCCCGGAGCAUGGAGUACAGGCAGAUUCAGGCGCCUAGCGGCGGCGACGUCGGUGCCCUCGCCGGCGACGGGGACGCGACGCAGUCGCAGAAACGCGUGUUCCCCGUGUCAGACAACGUGUAGAAAGGGAGGAGAUGUCGCGUGGCGGCAGCAAACACUUUGUUUGCACUGGUGGAUGGCAGAAAACUGGGCCGAGGUUUUGUUGGGCCUCCAGAUUCAGUGCCAUUUGUCACUUGGGCCUUUUGUAAUGUACUCUGCAAUAAAUUUGGGUGUAUGGCCAUUUUUAUC